Messenger RNA from Hyalella azteca, 1673 nucleotides. Its product is annotated as cytochrome P450 2L1-like. The coding region runs from base 37 to 1512 and encodes 491 amino acids. Gene Ontology annotation, molecular function: oxidoreductase activity, acting on paired donors, with incorporation or reduction of molecular oxygen, reduced flavin or flavoprotein as one donor, and incorporation of one atom of oxygen; iron ion binding; heme binding. The transcript has 11 exons. The record is from RefSeq and is a predicted model, not a curated record. Gene Ontology annotation, biological process: xenobiotic metabolic process. Lineage: Eukaryota; Metazoa; Arthropoda; Malacostraca; Amphipoda; Hyalellidae. Gene Ontology annotation, cellular component: intracellular membrane-bounded organelle; cytoplasm.
AGAGCUUUUCAUUGAACUUAUAAAUCGAAAGUCAAGAUGUUUCUGGAGAUUGUGUUGUUGUUUGUGUUGGUGUUGGUGUACGCGGUGCUGAGGGACAGGCGCCCCCGCAACUGCCCCCCUGGGCAAGUGGAGAUCCCGUUUUUCGGACGACUUCCGUUCUUCGACGAAAAGACGGCCGAACGCUUACGGACGACCUACGGUGACGUUGUCUCGUGUCGGACUGGGUCAUUUCGUACAGUCAUGUUGUUCGACUACCACACCGCCAAGGAGGUCAUGGCGAGACCGGAGUUCUCCGACCGCCCCAACUUUUUCUCCAGCUUCAGCUUAGACGAUCAAAAAACUGGCGGCGUUUUUAGCAGCAACGGCGUUCACUGGCAGCACGACCGCCGCUUUGUGCUGCGCAACCUCCGCAACCUCGGCAUGGGCCGGAGUUACCUGGAGGAAGCCAUCAACAUCGAAGCCAAGGCGCUGGUGGAAGACCUCAAGAAGUACGGCGGUGAAGCCAUCAACUACCCCGACAGCUUCAGGACUGUGGCGCUCAACAUCAUCUGGCAGAUGGUGGCCAGCACCCGCUACGACCUCCGCUCUAGAGAAGUUGAAACCAUUUAUCGCCUGACGAAGGAUUUUCAGAACAACUUCUCUGUUUUAUCAUUUUUGCCAGCGUUCAUUCCUGCUUUGAAUCGCCUGCCAAAGUUCUUUAAGAAUUGUUUGUUCGGUGACGACGGCUUAAUGAAUUUCGUGGAUGAAAUGCGGAAAGUAGUGAACGAAACCGUGGACAAGCACCUGGAGGACUAUGACCCCGACAACCCCCGGGACCUCAUAGACGAGUACAUCAAAGACAUGAAGGAGAGCGAAGGCGAUGACAGCUCUCUUUUCAGGAGAGGAGCUUUGAACCAAAUCGUCAGCGACCUCUUCGGCGCGGGCUCGGACACGGUAAACUACCAGCUGAAGUGGGUGGCCUACCUACUCGCCCGGUAUCCAGAGUACGCAACGAGGAUGCAGCAGCAAAUAGACGCCGUCGUGCCCAGGGACCGCAUGGUGUCGCUCGAUGAUAAGCCGAGCUUGCCAUUGGUUGAAGCCUUCACGGUUGAAAUGCUACGGUACUCCUCUAUGCUGGUGUUCAACGUCCAGAGGUCCGCUACUCGCGAUGCAAACAUCAGCGGUUACUUCAUCCCCAAGGGCACAAUGGUGGUCAUAGCCAACUACUCCAUCCACCACGACCCGCGGUACUGGGACGACCCCCACAAGUUCUACCCUGAACGAUUCCUGGACGACAGCGCCACCAAGUACACGGCCCCCAAGCAGGGCUUCUUUGCCUUCGGUUCUGGUCGGCGUCAGUGCGUGGGGGAGCUGCUGGCCCGCAUGGAGUUGUUCCUCUUCACCGCCGCCAUCGUCCAGCACUUCGACGUGCGCCCUGCGGACGGAGUUGACCUCAGCCAAGAAGUAAUCGUGAACUUGGGAGGUCUUCGGGCGCCUGCAGACAACAAGCUCAUUUACAGGCCCAGAAACUGAUACAUUGGCCAUGGAUCAUAUAGUCGAAUUCAUCCAACAACGUUUUUCUUUUCCCACGAAUGGUAGCGCUUGAAUCAGCCUAUUGUUACCAGCACAAUCGUUAAGGUUAAGAGAGUUAACCUGUUCACUUGUUUUUAUAUUUUGGAAACGCUCGCUGAGAA